Messenger RNA from Linnemannia hyalina, 1542 nucleotides. The record is from the annotation of a GenBank genome assembly. NCBI's taxonomy places the organism in Eukaryota, Fungi, Mortierellomycota, Mortierellomycetes, Mortierellales, Mortierellaceae.
AUGAAGGAAGAGUUUGAAGACAGAAAGCAAGACGACCUGGAGAGGGUCAGUGUCGAAUCUGACGGCGAGUCCGUGGCCCUCACCAAGCGUGAGAUCCAAGGCUGGUUGGCCUAUGCCGCUGCUGCUGAGCCCUACAGUGUCGUCUGUAUCUCUGCAUUGGCUCCCAUCGUGCUCGAGUCCCUGGCCAGUGGAUACGGUUACCAGACCGCCGAUAGGUCCCUCCCCUGUAACACUCAUGAAUCUGAUUACAAGUGCGAGGUGAAGGUCGGAGGAUUGUGGUUGGACACUGCGUCGUUCUCGCUGUACUGCAUCUCAGUCUCGGUUUUCUUGCAGGCCUUUGUCUUUAUCAGCAUGGGAGCUCUUGCUGAUCACGGCACUCGUCGUAAGACGUUUUUGUUGGCCUUCUCGUUCAUCGGAUCCAUCUCGACCAUCCUCUUUGCCGCCGUCGUCAAGGAGAGCUUGUACUGGUUGGCAGGAGUGUUGGUGAUUAUCUCAAACGUCGCAUUUGGAGCCAGUUGGGUCCUCUACUACGCAUUCAUCCCAACCAUGGCCCGCGACCAUCCCUCCGUCGUCGAAGCCCGCCAAAACGUCAAAUCUGGAACCGAUACCCCCGCAGACUAUCAAUUCGUCUUUGACCGUGUCGCCAACUCUCUUUCCUCCCAUUCUAUGGCAAUUGGGUAUGGCGCUGGAGUCAUACUGUUGAUUAUUGCGGCAGGGAUUGCGCUUGCAAUGGACCAGACGAAUUACUCGUUGCAGUUGGGUAUGGCUUUGACAGGAGUUUGGUGGUUUGGAGUGACGUUCUUUGUGUGGAAGUUUAUGCCUGCUCAGCCUGGUGAGCCGUUGACGGAGAAGACGAAUUUGUUUUUCUAUUCGUGGAGGCGUCUUGGCAAGACUAUCUCUAGGGCAAAGUCGCUGUCCGAGACGUUCAAGUACCUCAUUUCGUGGUUUAUCCUCUCGGACGGAUCCUCGACUAUCAUCUCGCUCGCAACUUUCAUGGGCAAGAAGAAAUUCCUCCUCUCCAACACCCUCCUCAUGGUCGGAGCCAUCCUCGUUCCCCUCUCAGCACUCAUUGGAACCUACCUCUGGCUCUUCAUCCAACGCCGUCUCAGCCUCACCUCUAAACAAACCCUCCUCGCCAUCUCUGUCGCCUUUGUUCUCGUCCCCAUCUACGUCCUCAUCGGCUUCUCCGGAGUCUUUGGACUCGUCUACAAGGUCGAGAUCUGGCCGACCUUGGUCUAUUUCGGACUCAUGCUGGGAGCCUUCCAAUCCUUCUCUCGUGUUCUCUACGCGUCCCUCAUCCCCCGGAGCAAGGAGGCAGAGUUCUUUUCGUUGUAUGGAAUCACGGACAAGUCGAGUUCUUGGUUGGGACCCUUGAUUACGGGCGCGAUUAUUGAGAACAAUGAUACGAGGUGGGGAUUUGUGUUCCCCUUGGUGAUGAUGAUCAUUCCAUUGUUUAUUAUUUGGUGGGUCGAUGUUGAGAGGGGUAUUUCUGAUGCGGAGAAGUUUAGUGUUGAGCAUACCGAUGCCAAGGAUGGUGUGUAA